Messenger RNA from Pipistrellus kuhlii (Kuhl's pipistrelle), 1488 nucleotides. RefSeq names its product RNA polymerase-associated protein LEO1. The transcript is spliced from 8 exons. Gene Ontology annotation, molecular function: RNA polymerase II C-terminal domain phosphoserine binding. Gene Ontology annotation, cellular component: Cdc73/Paf1 complex; nucleus. The record is from RefSeq and is a predicted model, not a curated record. NCBI's taxonomy places the organism in Eukaryota, Metazoa, Chordata, Mammalia, Chiroptera, Vespertilionidae. Gene Ontology annotation, biological process: positive regulation of transcription elongation by RNA polymerase II; transcription elongation by RNA polymerase II. The coding region runs from base 667 to 1356 and encodes 229 amino acids.
AACCCCAUGAUGAACAAAAUACCAACAUUUUACAUAAAGACAGGAUCUGCUUUUUCUGUGCCAUGGUGGUAUGUGCAAUUGACUCUUGCCAAGUCUUCUCACAGGACUUAGGAUCGAGCGGUUGCUGGCCAAACACAGAAGAAUCGGCCUAUUCCCCAAUGGAUUCCGAUGGGAACUGGCAAUAAAAUGAGGUUCAACUCCAAGAGGAGACCUGGGGAAGAACCAAGCUGGGUCUGUAAGGGAUUGCACAUGAUGUAGUUCUCCUAUGUAUUCUGUGUCCGCACUGCUUACAAUUUACCACAUCACUGAAAAGAUCACUACUAUAGGGACAGUUGGCCGUGUUUCAUUGGGAAAUGAUUGAAGAAUGAUUUUUCUCUUCGUUAGUAUGUUUCUGCACUAGUAGGUUGGUUCAGUAAUAAAUAUGUGAGGCCUUUAAAGAGAUGUGGCAGGAUUGGGAUUAGGGUAAGGCAAGUGAGAGGUGCAGAGCUGGUUGAGUUCUCUAAGAUUUUAUAUUUUGUUGAUGGUGUUUUGUUUUUCUUGUUUUGCAUGGAACUUAAGUACUGCAGUAUUAUUUAUCUCGAACACAGAUUUCGCACCCCUUACAUUUCCCACACAAGGUGAGUAUCUCACUUGCACAUCCUGGUCCUGGCCCUGCUGUCGCACCACAUGGUGGCUGAGUUCCAGAGACCUUUUGAUCCUCAGUAUUAUGAAGAUGAAUUUGCAGAUGAGAAAGUGCUUGAUGAGGAAGAGAGAACCAGAUUAAAAAUAAAGGUAGAAAACACCAUGCGAUGGAGGUUACGCCGGGACGCAGAGGGAAAUGAGGUUAAAGAAAGCAACACGCGGAUGGUGAGGUGGUCAGACGGAAGCCUGUCCCUGCACUUAGGCAGCGAAGUGUUCGAUGUCUACAAAGCCCCACUGCAGGGCAGCCUCAGCCACCUGUUUGUGAGAGAGGACACCGGCCUGCAGGGACAAGCCGUCUUCAAAUCCAGGCUCACCUUCAGACCUCACUCCACAGACUAUGCCACCCACAGGAAGAUGGCCCUGCCUGCUGGCAGGUGCUCCAGGACGCAGAAGAUUAGGAUCCUUCCGAUAGCUGGCUGUGAUCCCGAGUCCCAGCGCACCGAGAAGAUUAAGAAAGAGAAAGAACGCUUGAGGGCUUCUACUCGCCAGGGGACAAUUCGUCAUCCUCGUGGGAAGCGGAACCGGCAGGUCCUGAGUGCCCCCUGCCGAGAGUCCAGCAGUGACAGGGAGGAGGAGGAAGAGGAACCGGCCAGAACCUAUUCGGCAGACAGCGAUGCAGGAUCGGAAGAAGAAAAGCCUCCAGGAUUACUGAGCAAAGCAACUCACCAGGGAUGAGGUGAACCCUACAGAAGCAGGAAAGCAGGGGGAGAAGAGAAAGAUGACAGACGCAUAAAACCUGCACUCAUUAUCUGUAUUGUUUUCAACAGUUUGUUUUUUAAUAUGUAUUUUUUAAUUGAUUUCAGAGAA